Prorocentrum cordatum is the source of this 624-nucleotide messenger RNA. Lineage: Eukaryota; Dinophyceae; Prorocentrales; Prorocentraceae. The record is from the annotation of a GenBank genome assembly.
AUGAUCGACCUCACGGUGUGGCUCCACCCCUCAAUGGAGGUCCCGUUCAAGUUCAACCCGCAGGAGCACCCCUUCCGGGUGAGCCCGUCCAUGCUGAUCGUCGACCUCAUGGACGAGUGCGAGCUGGUGUUCGAGACCGCCAGCAAGCAGGCCAGCGAGCAGGAGGGGGGGCCCAGGGGGUGCUUCGAGCUGCAGAUCAACGUGCUCUGGAACGUGAAGGACCACAAGAAGGCCCUGAAUCCCAACGACAAGAUCGGGGACCACUUCGCGUCGGGCGACACCUUCGGCGUCUACGGCGACGUCAUGGAAGCGGUCGCGGAGCGGCCAAGGAAGGCGGAAGAUCAGAAGAUCCCCGUGACGAUCCUGACAGGUUUCCUCGGCUCUGGCAAGACGACUUUGCUGAACUACAUCCUGCAGGAGCAGCGUGAGAUGAAGAUAGCCAUCAUCGAGAACGAGUUCGGAGAGAUCUCCAUAGACGACGCCCUCCUGAAGAAGGAGAAGAAGGCCAUGGCGGAGAAGAUAGUCGUGAUGGACAACGGCUGCAUGUGCUGCACCAUCAGGGGCGACCUCCAGAAGGGGAGCUGGAGGAGAUCAUCGACGACAUCGCCAAGGGCAGCGGCAUAG